Syzygium oleosum is the source of this 1441-nucleotide messenger RNA. Its product is annotated as GDSL esterase/lipase At4g10955-like. Lineage: Eukaryota; Viridiplantae; Streptophyta; Magnoliopsida; Myrtales; Myrtaceae. The transcript is spliced from 3 exons. Gene Ontology annotation, biological process: lipid metabolic process. The record is from RefSeq and is a predicted model, not a curated record. Bases 161 to 1177 code for a protein of 338 amino acids.
GACGAAACAAAGACGAGACAAAGUGUGUCGCGACGAGCAAAUCAGAGUUCUGGAUCUAACACUGACUACUCUUUCUCCCACCUCAUCGGAUCCGUUCUCUGCAUGAUUCUUUGAGCUUUCAGAGAUACAAAGGAGAAGUUUUAAUUGAACCUGUGGGAUUAUGGCCUCUAAGAGGGGAAGUUUUGACCUUUCAGGGCCCUCAGACCUUACUCAGGUUGACUGGAAUAAUGCAGAUCAUCGGAGAUCGGUUGCUGCUUGUUUGGUUGAAUCUGUCUAUGUCUUAGAGCGGGACCGCCAGGAGGAACGUGAAGGUUCCCAGGCUCUUGCUCCUCGUUGGUGGGAAUUUUUCAAUUUUCAGUUGCAGCGCAAAGUCGUAGAUAAGGCCGACUCUUCUAUCUUCGGUGCCAUCUUCAAGUAUAAGCUUAACCACUCAGCAGAUGGACCACAUUUCGUGGUCGCCUUCCGAGGCACCUUGCUCAAUAUAGGAUCAGUCUUGCAAGAUAUUAUGCUGGAUUUUAAAUUGAUCCAGCAAGGGCUCCACUCCACCUCUCGUUUCAAGACUGCCAUGCAGGAGGUACGAAACACGGUUGCAACCGCGGGCGAUUCUAGGGUCUGGUUAGCUGGCCACUCCCUGGGGUCUGCCAUUGCUCUGCAAGCUGGAAAGAACAUGGCCAAAGACGGAUCGUAUCUCGAGUCUUUCCUCUUCAAUCCGCCUUAUUUAUCUGCCCCAAUCGAGAAGAUCAAGAACAAGAAAUGGAAGCGGGGUAUCCAGAUACUCAACAGCACGGCCAGUGCUUUAGGGGCGUUAGCUAAGAAGUCUCUGCAACAGCUGAAUCAAUCCGCCGAUUCUUUUGCGGCUUUGUCCCCUUGGGUUCCUCAGCUGUUUGUCAACGCAGAAGAUUACAUCUGCUCGGGAUACAUUGGCUAUUUUGAGCACCGAGACUGGAUGCAAAAGAAGGGAGCAGGAGCUAUCCAGAGGGUUGCUAGUCAUCAUUCUUCGGGAUCGAUAUUCAAGAGCAAGAAGAAGGGGAAGCAGGCAGAGCCUUUGCACCUCAUCCCGUCGGCAAAUCUAACAAUCAAUUUAGAUCCGCCGCUGGAGUUCAUGAAGGCGCACAGUAUUCGCGAAUGGUGGAAACAGGACCUGAGGCUGGAGUCCCAAGUCUACGAGUACAAUUAGUAUUGAAAGUAUUGUUGGACUAUUUCCCGCCUUAUAUGCAUUUGUAUCUGAUGGUGUGAUUGAACUUCCACAAGCCAUUGUUGGAUAGACAGUUGUUUGCUCUCCCUGUGCUGAAUUGUAAAUUGUUUGUGUGCUGAUCAAUGUAAUCCGGACCUGUUGUUCUGUGUGGCACAUUUUCUUUUUGGUGUGAAAACCGGAAAGAGUACCGCAUUUCGUGUGAUAUGUAUUGUCUACUUUUUGGUGUUAAAACUGGAAAGGCUGGGG